AUGGUCAAUAUCGCAAACGAGGCAGGCAGUUUCUUCCAAACCGACGCCGAGCUCAAGAAGCAAAAAGAGAAAGAAGCAAAGUACAACUACACUGAAGGCGAAUGCAUUCAACUGUCAACCAAAGCCUUGGGCCUCAUCGUCUUGCAAAGCGGCAAAUACGCCUAUGUUGCUGAAUCUGGAUUCAAUGCCAAACGUAUCAAUCUCGAGACUCGAAAAGCAGUAAAGCUAUUCAAGGGACACUCUGGCCCUGUGACAAGUUUAGCACUAUCAUCGGAUGGGGGUACUCUUUGGACAGGAUCAUGGGACAAGACCAUUAAAAAGUGGGAUACCAAGACUGGUGAAUGCGUUGCUACAUUGCAUGGACAUACCGAUUUCGUCAAAUCAUUGCUGUUGGUUGGCUCCACACUUUAUUCGGGCUCCUCCGACACCCAUAUCCGUCAGUGGAACACUGAAACAAAUGAAUGCAUUGCCACGCUCAAGAAGCAUUCACGUGCGAUUGAAAGCUUAGCCGUUGAUACUCCUGGUCGCUACUUGUAUGCUGCUUCAUCGGAUCGUUUGAUAUCAAAAUGGGAGAUCGCUACCAACAAUUGUAUCGCCACAUUUGAUGAACAUGAUACAAGCGUGUAUUGCGUACGUGUGUGGGAUGAUGAAAUGUGGACUGCGUCCGCUGACAAGACCGUACGUCGAUGGAAUACAGAGACUGGAGUCGUGGAUACAGUGCUUGAACAUCCUGAUCGAGUCAAAUCGGUAACGAUCGUGGGGCCAUAUGUAGUUACUGGUGCAAGCGAUGACAACAUUCGCGUCUGGGACAUUGCAUCUGGAAAGCUUGUUUCAACCAUCCGGGGUCAUUUCGAUGAGGUGGGGUGCUUGGAUGUGGUGGGCACCACCCUAUUCAGUGCUUCUCUUGAUUGCUCACUCCGACGUUGGUCUAUCACACCCUCUGCAUUGAAAGAAUACAACGAUAAGCCUUUACGGGUCCCAGCUGAAGAAAAGGAAUCCACCGGUCUAACCGAAGAAGAGGAACGUGAAUUGGCAGAAUUGAUGGGAAGCGAUGAUGAUGAAUAA
Molecule: messenger RNA, 1065 nt
Organism: Lichtheimia ornata
Lineage: Eukaryota; Fungi; Mucoromycota; Mucoromycetes; Mucorales; Lichtheimiaceae
Exons: 6
Coding region: 1-1065 (354 amino acids)
Biological process (GO): proteasome-mediated ubiquitin-dependent protein catabolic process; ubiquitin recycling
Cellular component (GO): cytoplasm; nucleus
Molecular function (GO): ubiquitin binding
Source: RefSeq, a predicted model, not a curated record